This is a messenger RNA of Miscanthus lutarioriparius, 444 nucleotides long. The record is from the annotation of a GenBank genome assembly. Lineage: Eukaryota; Viridiplantae; Streptophyta; Magnoliopsida; Poales; Poaceae.
AUGGAGUGGACGACGGUGGAGACGGGGGACGGCGCGAAGCUGAGCGUGCGGCUGUUCAAGCCCCCCGCGUCCGGGGCGGAGCCGGACCCGGGGGAGGACGUGGCGGUGGUGCUGGUGCACCCCUACACCAUCCUCGGCGGCGUGCAGGGCCUGCUGCGGGGGAUGGCGGAGGGCGUCGCGCGGCGGGGGUACACCGCCGUCACCUUCGACAUGCGCGGCGCCGGCCGGUCCACGGGGCGGGCGUCGCUCACGGGCUCCACCAAGGUCGGGGACGUCGUCGCCGUCUGCCGAUGGGUCGCAGAGAACAUCAUGCCGCGCAGCAUCCUCCUCGUCGGAUCCUCAGCUGGUAGGUUCCACUUUCGCUUCUCCCUGAUGUGGCGAAACCCUGUCGCGAUCCGUACCUUUUCUUUUCAGUUCAUGGGAGCGUUAAUCAGUCAAAUAUGA